CCAAAAAAAAGUUAGAUUUUCAAAAAGCACAGUAUUAAUUAAAUUAAAUUAUGAUUGAUUAUAAUGGUUAUCGCGAUUAGUUAAUCUUAAUGAUAAAAAAGGAUUAUUAAGUAGGUACGUCUCUUACGUGCCUCUAUGGUUGUGUAGUAACUGUGAGUGAAAUUCUCAUAGGUUAUAUACCUUUAAAAUAUUUAUUUAGAAAGAAAAUUGUUUAACACUGUUCCCCCUGUUUUUCAUCUGAAUUUCUUAUAAAUAGACUUCUUCAACUUAAAGCAGUACUACAGGAGUUUAACCGUUAACGGGAAUUGCCAAAAUGAACCGUUAACUGGGGAGUGUUAUCUAAAAAUGUUUAUUUUUAAAGAAAAAUUGCUCAAAACACCAAGCCAUUUCUAACAAGAAAAAGUUACUUUUACGAAAAAGGCGUGAUACGGAUGUUUUACCUUGUAUGUAUGUCAUUGUACAUAUGUUCUACAUAUUUCGAUGAUAUUUUCCUUGAGAUAGGAAAGGGGAAAUCCUUGGGGAAAAAACAAAUUUACUAGAAUUAUAAUGGGUACUAGUUUUUCUACUAUUUUUUCUGAUACAUGUUCUGAUACAGAAGUUGUAUACAGAGAUGAAGACGUUUCCGAUUCAGAACUGAUGGAAAGUGAAGACGAAUUAACAAUGGAUAACAUCAACUGCACCAUUGAUGCUAUCAAUUCAGCAAGUUCAGGAAAUUACCCAAUUCAUACAAAACAUAUUACUCUGGAAAAUUUGCCAUUUAUUGAAAAACAUUUAGAUUUUGAUGAAAAGGUUUCAUUGGUAUUUUUACUUUAUGAUAACAUCCAAGUUGCAUUACAAACUUUACUUUUGUUAAAACAUGGUUCAGAAAGUGAUGUUAUUACAGAAUGGGCCAAAUCAUCUCAGUCGAAUCCCUAUUGGCAUGAUAAGUUAUUGGAAGCUUUAGCAAUAAUUCAAAAUUUAGCAAUCAUAAGAAAGUUAGAUAUGAUGGAAGACAUAGAGAGUAGAUUUUUACCAAGAAAUAUGUAUGGGCAUUUAUUUGUAGACCCAAUUAAAAAACUAUUAUACUUGCUAUGUGAACAUUUUGAUUCAAAAACAACCAAAAACUUUGUUUCAUACUUACAAAAUAAGUACAAAGAUUGUAACAUACACUACAGCAGUGAAAAUUUAGAAAUAACACUGUUAUCUUUAUUAAGUACAAAAUGCAUAUCACUUGAUGAUAUGAGCUCAUUUGCCCAAAUACUAAAAGAACUUGGUAUUGAAGCAUUUUAUGAUCAACUGAAAAAAUUUUGCAAAAGUAAUGGUUGUGAAGAAAUAAAACCAUUGAAGAAUGGUACUAAGAAAAAAUAUGCUUUGGAAACAUGCCAAAGUCAAAAAAGAAUGUCUGAUAAAGUUAGCAACUUUUGUGUAGAUCAAAAUGUUGGAGUUAUGGAAUUAGGUGGAAGUGAUUUUAGCCGUAGAUCAUCAGUGUCUGCUUCCUCUGAAAAUGACUGCAAUUCUAGAAAUAGGAAGAUUUCAAAUUCUGAUCUAUCUUAUAAAAUUAAUGAAUAUCGGCCUGGUGUUUGUUUGAUUAUUGAUCAGGAAAAUUUUUAUACUGAAUGUGAUCAAAAUUUAAAGGACUUAUUGCUACAUGAUGAAAAACUUGAAGACAGAGUGGGUACUGAAAAAGAUAAAGUACUAUUAAAAGAAACAUUUAAAGCAUUUGGAUUCACAGUAUAUAUUGAGAAAAACAAAACUCAUGCAGAGAUUAUUACUGUUAUAGAGCAAGUAGUAAUGAAAAUAACUGACGAAUCUAGUCUUUUCGUAUGUGUAUUGAGCCAUGGUACUGAAGGUAAAGUUUAUGGAGUUAACAGUAUUCCUGUUGAUGUUAAUAAGAUUAAAAAUAGCAUGUGCAGGAAAAAUCUGAAGAAUUUAAGAGAAAAGCCAAAGAUUUUAAUUCUACAAGCAUGCCAGGGCAGUAAAUGCCAGGAAGUUAUAAAUGUUGAUAUAAAUGAGGAAAUAGACUCUUUGGAGAUGGACAGUCCUGUGGAAGCAAUUGCUUAUGCUGAUAUGUUUGUAUUUACUGCAACAAUUCCUGGUUUUGGUGCAGUGAGAGAUAAAAAAAAUGGUACUUGGUUUAUACAAUCCUUCUGUCAAAAUUUGAAGAAUCACUGGCAUGAGUAUCAUUUUGAAGAUAUUUGUACUCUAGUUCAGCAGGAUGUAAUUAGUAAAAGAUGGGGCUCAAAAGUAAUGGUUCCUGAAAAAAAAGGUACCCUAUCGAAAUUCUUUUAUUUACCUGAGUAUCAUGCAGAAUAAGUAACUUAAUGUUAAUUUAAUUUUUAAUAACAAGCAGUAAUGGAUUUACAGAGCUUCAAAAAUAUUUCAGAAAAACUGCUCAUCUCAGUUCUUUUCUGAAUAUAUAAAAAGCCCAAAUAGGGUUGUAAAUAAUUUUAUUUAUGCAAAACCAACACGUUUUGGUUUUAUUUUAAGCAGAACAGUUCAGUGGUUCAAGAAAAUGCUCCAUAAUUAGUUCUGUUAUUUUUGAAUUAUUAAUUAUGCAUUAAAUGAAUCAUAGGAACAACAAGUGCUUUACAAAAAUAGUAGAUCAUUAAGUACAAAAGUAUAAAGUUACGGCUAGGACUGUUAAACUAGAAAAUUGAAUAUUUUUUAUAUCAUGUAAGUCAUGUGCUGCUUCAUUGUGAUAAGUUAAUAACGAAUUUACAAACUUGUAAGGCUUAUUUAAAAAUAAUUGUUUAAUCAAGUUAUACAAGAGCAAAGUUUCUUUGAAGAUGAAAUUUUAAUUUACUUCCUUUUUUUAAUUUAAAUUUAACCGACUUAUUGUUAGUAUAAAUCGGAAGCUUUAUCGAUUAGUAACCAAAACAUUUUUAUGUAAUAGACCGCAUGUUCAUUAUCAUUGUUUUUAUUGUUCUACAGUUUUAUAUCCACAUAAAUUAUAACGUGAUUUUACUUUGUUAAAUUUUUCUGUUAAUCGUUGAAUUAUGUGUAGAUUUUUAAACAAUAAAUGCAUAUGUUCAGUAAAA
Agrilus planipennis (emerald ash borer) is the source of this 3017-nucleotide messenger RNA. RefSeq names its product caspase-8. Bases 547 to 2292 code for a protein of 581 amino acids. NCBI's taxonomy places the organism in Eukaryota, Metazoa, Arthropoda, Insecta, Coleoptera, Buprestidae. The record is from RefSeq and is a predicted model, not a curated record. The transcript is spliced from 7 exons. Gene Ontology annotation, cellular component: cytoplasm. Gene Ontology annotation, biological process: apoptotic process; execution phase of apoptosis; proteolysis.